Molecule: messenger RNA, 819 nt
Organism: Arabis nemorensis
Lineage: Eukaryota; Viridiplantae; Streptophyta; Magnoliopsida; Brassicales; Brassicaceae
Source: the annotation of a GenBank genome assembly
AUGCCAAGAACCAAAUCUUCCGCUCGUUACCGUGGUCGCCCGGAGCUCUUCGACGUCGUCAUUGCUUGUAAGUCCCUCGUGUCGCCGUCGCCACCUCACGAGUCAGUCCCAGCCAAGCGCCGCUGUGCUCCAGAUUCAUCUCRGCCGGUUGCYAAAAGGGRACGAACCCGAGGGCAACUCAAAGCCCUUGCCGAAGAGUCGAAUCGCCGUAAUGCCACCGUGCCGAGUAAUUCAGCUAUCUCCGUUGAUCUCACCUGCGCCGAAACUGUGCCAGACUCAGACGAGGAAGCCAAUUCAUCGUGUUCUGAACCGAAGGUUUCGACGGCUGAGAAAAGCCAAUCGCCACCAUCUGUAACGACGCCGCCAGAAUCGUCGUCUUCUCCGUCAGAAUCCAACUCGUCAUCGUCUGCAGCAUCUCCGGUGAAAUCAUCACGGUCAGAUCAAGAGUCAUUGUCAUCUGAAUAUGAACCGUCACCACCCGAGCACGUGCCAUCUCCUCCGGUCAGCUUAUACGACUCGGAUUCUGCUUCCGAUUCGCCUUCCACACAGUGGAAUUGGGAGUUUCCAUCUGCUGAGAACCUUGAUGUCUCCUUGAUGCGCUUCAUCAAAGGCAAGAACAAGCUUCCUUACGAUCCUCUUGAUCCGCGAAGCAAGUACCGGUAUGAGCUGUCACGUGUUGAGGCUGCUAAUCCUUCACAGUCAGAGCCAUCAUCACCUCCUUUAUCUGAGCAGUUUCUCAAUUCCGACAGUGAAGCUCGCUAUGUGAAGUAUCGGAAGCGAACCAUUUAUCCUGAGAGAUCAUUUCGGAUAAUGGGUUAG